Messenger RNA from Cynoglossus semilaevis (tongue sole), 3605 nucleotides. RefSeq names its product striatin interacting protein 1 (gene strip1). Gene Ontology annotation, cellular component: cytosol. The record is from RefSeq and is a predicted model, not a curated record. NCBI's taxonomy places the organism in Eukaryota, Metazoa, Chordata, Actinopteri, Pleuronectiformes, Cynoglossidae. The transcript has 20 exons. Bases 45 to 2492 code for a protein of 815 amino acids. Gene Ontology annotation, biological process: cytoskeleton organization.
UGUGACAGAUCACUUCUCGCGAGAAGUCACUGUGGCCAGAAGUAAUGGAGGUCGGUGGUAACGGCGCAGGGCUACCUGUAAACAAUAAACAGAGAGCCAUGCUGCCAAACAAGAGUAGAGGCGAGUUUACCCGCAACCCAAGAAAAGAUUCCGAGGGUCUGUCCGAGUCUCCAGAUUUGGAGUUUGAAUAUGCUGACACAGACAAGUGGGCUGCAGAACUGUCAGAACUGUACAGUUAUACAGAAGGACCGGAGUUUGCCCUGAACAGAAAGUGUUUUGAGGAAGAAUUUCGAGAACAUGUGUCUGAAAAGAAGUGGACAGAGCUCGAUGAAGACCAGCACAGAGCUCAUGCCAUGCGCCUGUUGGACAGUCUGGAGGUAAUUGCCAGGGAGAAGAGGCUGAAGGUUGCAAGAGCAAUUCUAUAUAUGGCUCAGGGAACAUUUGCUGAGUGCAGCUCUGAGGCUGAGGUGCAACAUUGGAUGAGAUACAAUAUUUUCCUGCUCUUGGACGUGGGGACCUUCUCUGCUCUGGUGGAACUACUCAACAUGGAGAUCGAUAACAGUGCUGCCUGUAGUAGUGCUGUGAGAAAACCUGCCAUCUCCCUGGCGGACAGCACAGAUCUCCGGGUGCUGCUCAACAUCAUGUACCUGAUGGUGGAAACGAUCCAACAGGAGGACAUGGCUGACAGACCGGAGUGGAAAAUAAUCAGGGAAACCUUCAGAGCAGAAUUAGGUUCUCCUCUGUUCAACAACGAGCCCAUCUCUGUCAUGCUCUUUGGAAUGGUUACUAAGUUCUGCAGCGGACACGCCCCUCACUUCCCAAUGAAGAAAGUGUUGUUACUCUUGUGGAAGAGCAUACUUUUCACACUUGGUGGCUUUGAGAAGCUUCAGAGCAUAAAGGUUUGUAAGCGUGAGGAGCUGGGUCUGCCUCCUCUGCCGGAGGACUGCAUUCGAGUCAUACGCAGCAUGAGAGCGGCUUCUCCUCCCGCGUCAGCGUCCGACCUCAUAGAGCAGCAACAGAAACGUGCACGCCGUGAACACAAGGCUCUGAUCAAGCAGGACAACCUGGAUGCCUUCAACGAAAAAGACCCGUACAAAGCUGACGAUGCUCGCGAUGAUGAGGACGACAGCGAUGACAACGACAACUCUUUAGAGCCUGAGACUUUCCCCCUGGAGAGGGACGAGGUGAUGCCCCCACCUAUUCCUCACCCUCCGUCUGAGAGGGUCUCCUUUCCUAAAGGUCUGCCGUGGGCUCCUAAAGUCAGAGAAAAAGACAUUGAAAACUUUCUGGAGUCUAGUCGAAGUAAAUUCAUUGGUUACACACUCGGGAGUGACACAGACACAGUUGUUGGUUUACCCAGACCCAUUCAUGAGAGCAUUAAGACGUUAAAGCAGCACAAGUACAUCUCCAUAGCUGAGAUCCAGAUCUCCAAAGAGGAGGAGUUCCAGAAAACCCCUCUGUCGGUCGGUGAAGAAGAUGUGGAGAUGAGCUCCACCGAGCUGCUCUAUCAGGGAAUUCUACCCAGUUUGCCUCAGUACAUGAUCGCUCUGCUGAAGAUCCUCCUCGCGGCAGCUCCAACAUCCAAAGCCAAAACCGACUCCAUCAACAUCCUGGCGGACGUUCUCCCAGAGGAGAUGCCGACCACAGUGCUGCAGAGCAUGAAACUGGGUGUGGACGUCAAUCGACACAAAGAGAUCAUCGUGAAGGCCAUCUCUGCCAUCCUGCUGCUGCUCCUCAAACACUUCAAACUCAACCACAUUCUGUCUUUCGAGUACAUGGCUCAACACCUGGUGUUCGCCAACUGCAUUCCUCUCAUUCUGAAGUUCUUCAACCAGAACAUCAUGUCUUACAUCACAGCUAAGAACAGCAUUUCAGUCCUUGACUUCCCUUACUGUGUUGUACAUGAGCUCCCAGAGUUAACUGCUGAGAGUUUGGAAGCGGGAGACAACAAUCAGUUUUGCUGGAGGAAUCUGUUUUCCUGUAUUAACCUGCUGAGGAUUCUCAACAAACUGACCAAGUGGAAACACUCCAGGACCAUGAUGUUGGUUGUGUUCAAGUCGGCUCCCAUCCUGAAGAGGGCGCUGAAAGUAAAGCAAGCCAUGAUGCAGCUCUACGUUCUGAAACUGCUCAAAGUCCAGACCAAAUACCUGGGACGUCAGUGGAGGAAGAGCAACAUGAAGACGAUGUCAGCCAUCUAUCAGAAGGUCCGACAUCGUCUCAAUGACGACUGGGCGUAUGGAAACGAUCUGGACGCCCGUCCCUGGGACUUCCAGGCCGAGGAGUGCGCUCUGAGGGCCAAUAUCGAACGCUUCAACAGUCGUCGCUACGACAAAAGUCACAGCAAUCCGGACUUCCUGCCUGUGGACAACUGUUUGCAAAGUGUCCUCGGACAGCGGGUGGACCUGCCUGAAGACUUUCAGAUGAACUAUGACCUGUGGCUGGAGCGUGAGGUCUUCUCCAAACCUAUAUCCUGGGAAGAACUGCUGCAGUGAGAACCAUCGUCGUGACAUCAUUUGUUUUCUUCAACUACAUCAGUUUGAGUCGGGAGAUUAUGGUCAGUGGUUCAGAUCUCAGUGAAAACGUCAUGUGACGUGUGUUUUGUACAGACUGUAGACUAUGGGUCCCCAAUCCCUGGUGCGGGGACCGGUGCCGGUCCGUAGGUCAUUCGUUACCGUUUCCGUUUUAUUUUGAAAAUAUAAUGAUCCUUUGACGAUAGUGUGGUAUUACUGGUCCACAGUAACAGGUGAUACCGACAGACUGGUGCCUGGUACAGACCGCUGCUUUAGACCACGGUUGGACUCCAGGUCUACCUUCAGUUAUUACCAUGGGUAGGUCUGGGCCUCUGUUUUUACCAGAGCUACAACCAAACGCUCUGAUGUGAUGAACUGAUGCCUUUGAGAACAACAGUGUUUUGUUUUAGUUUUUUUAAGUCAUUUGACCUUUUACCACACUUUACCACUACUUGUUGACUCCUUGUGGCUCCACCUGGUACUGCAGGUCAAUAACCUUCAGCACUACACCGGAGUGUGUUUUUACUGAGCUGUGAUGUUUCUAAUGUGAGGAGGUCGACGACUGUUAAGAAACAGGCUUCUCAUCCGUGAUUUCUCUUCAACACAAAUAUUAACUUCUUUAUUAACAAACAUUCGUCACAUCCUUCCUGCUGUUGAUUUAAAUUUCUCCGUCUACAAACCUUACUCUGGGACCAUUCUCUAAAAACAUUCAUUCAUUUUUUUUAUGUUUUAUUGUUUUGUACAUCAAAGUUAUUAUUUUAUUUAUCCACUGUAGUUGCCAUUACCUCAAUGUGUGGAACAAAAAAAUAUAUAUAUUCAAUCGCCAACUUUGGUUUCCUUUUUCUCUCCCACAUGAUUUGAACUGAACUUAUUGGUUAUGAAAAAAUAAGUUGCCUUGUAUACAACAAUCUUCUCUGAGCUUUUCUACCUUUUGACUUUUUUUGUUUGUUUUAUUUUAAAGCGUAGGCAAACAAAAAAACACACGUGUAAAUUGGUGAACCUGUUAAUCACAGCCUUGUGUUGUUUGUAACAUCUGAAAUACUGUAAUAAAAGUUUGCUGCCAUUCACUUGACAUGGUAUCAGUUUUAAAAAGCA